Octopus bimaculoides (California two-spot octopus) is the source of this 3222-nucleotide messenger RNA. RefSeq names its product glyoxalase domain-containing protein 4. Lineage: Eukaryota; Metazoa; Mollusca; Cephalopoda; Octopoda; Octopodidae. The record is from RefSeq and is a predicted model, not a curated record.
CUUCCGGUUCUAAGCUUGCCGGAUGUUCGGUCUGGUUCUGUGUUUCUCAUUUCAGUAGGCGAAGCAGCAACUUCGGGUUUACUCUCGUCUCGAAAGUCAAACAAACAAACAAACAAGCAUUUGAAGUCAAGUCCUUGCACAUUUUAGCUGUUCCCUGUACCAUAUUCCUGUUUUACAGUUCUUCUAUUUGUCCGCUUGGGGUUUGUUUGUUUUUUUAGAUAUUCAAACUGGUUUUCGUGUUUGCAAAGUUCUUUGGACGCCCGUUUCACGUUCGGACGGUUGUUGCUUGUUGUCGGCGGUCUCUGGUCACAAGGAAGAUGUCUGCAAACAGCAUUGAGGAUGAAAGCAGCGAUUUUGUUGGCGCCUACAGAAUAGGCAUCAAAAGACCGCUACAUUUUGUUUUUAAAAUUGCUAACAGAAAAGACAGUCUCCAUUUUUUCCAUCGCAUUCUUGGAAUGAAGGUGUUGCGUCAUGAAGAAUUUGUAGAAGGAUGUAAAGCGUAUUGUAAUGGCCCUUAUGAUGGCAGGUGGAGCAAAACUAUGAUUGGUUAUGGCAGUGAGGACAAUCACUUUGUAAUGGAAUUGACUUACAACUAUAAUAUUGGUUCUUACCAUCAUGGAAAUGAUUUCUGGGGCAUUACCAUCUUCUCCAACACCAUCAUGGACAAUGUCCGCAAGAACAAAUACAGCUUCACUGAAGAAGAUGGUGGCUUUGUCUUAAAAUCACCCGAUGGUUAUAAGUUCCUCAUCAUGGAAAAUAAAAGUGAAGGGGAUCCUGUCAAGAAAGUAACGCUAUGUGUCUCAGACCUUGUUCGCUCUAUUGAUUUCUGGAGUCGACUCGUUGGCAUGGCAGUUUAUUGUCAGUCUGAGAAGAAAGCAGAGUUAGGCUUUGACGACACAUACUGUAACCUGGAACUUAUAGAGAUAGCAGAACCGUUUGACCGUGGCACCGCUUAUGGCAGAAUCGCCUUUGCUGUACCACGGCAAGAGCUUUCAAUCAUUCAAAGAACUUUGGAGGAGGAACACGAAACUAUCCUUACUCCUCUAUUGGCGCUAGACACUCCUGGGAAAGCCACUGUGGAAGUUGUUAUUUGUGCUGAUCCUGACCAUCAUGAAAUCUGUUUUGUUGGAGAUGAAGCAUUUAAGGAGCUCUCAAGAAUAGACACCAAUGCUCCUUCUCUCCUGGCCAAGGCAAUAGAAGGAGAUAAAAGUGAAGAAUGGUUUGAAAAGAAAGGACAAAGUAAGUUCGAAGGCUAAGAGAACAAACUGAAGACUGACUGAAGUUUUUUUUUUUGUUUACAUGAAGUAUUUGUAACAGGACACAAUUGAUUAAUUUUUAUUAUUAUCAUCCAUUUGGGUUUGAUGUAACUGACUGAUCCCAUUUCAUAAACAUGGAAGGCGUGAACAGUCAGCUACACAAUCAAGCCUACUUAUAAUAUUUUCUUGUGUAGGUAGAAGACCCCAAAUUUGGGAGGGAUGUUUCAUUAUAUUGACCCCAGAAAGAUGAAAAAAAAGCAAAGUAGAUCUCAGUUAUGUCCCUUUACGUUCUUCAAACCCAGCUGGUGGUUGACUAGGAUCUAAUCAAAAUUACUAGCCUUGUGUCUAAAUUAGAAAUUAUUAUUAUUAUUAUUAUUAUUAUUAUGGCAGCAGCAAGCUGGCAGAAUUGUUAGCAUGGUGGGCAAAAUGCUCAGCAAGCAUUUCAUCGUCCUUUAUAUUCCGAGUUCAAAUUCUGCAAAGGUCCAUUUUUGCCUUUUGUCCUUUUGGGGUUGAUAAAAUAAGUACCAGUUGAGCAUUGGGGGUUGAUGCAAUUGACUUAGCUCCCCACUAAAAUGCUGGCUUUGAGCCAAAAUUUGAAAUCAAUAAUUGUUAUUAUUGAGGUUUAAGGUGGUGAGCUGGCAGAAUCGUUAGCAGGCCAGGCAAAAUGCUCAGCUGCAUUUCACCCAUCUUUACGUUCUGAGUUCAAAUCCCACUGAGGUUAACUUUGCCUUUCAUCCCUUCAGGGGUCAAUAAAAUGAGUACCAGUUAAACACGGGGAGGGGGGGUGUCAGUGUAAUCAACUAGCCAUUCCCUUCUAUCCCCCCACAAAAAUUUCAGUCCUUCUGCCCAUAGUAAAAAGAAUUAUUAUUAUAGCAGAAUCAGUUGAUUGACAAACUAAUUUGCAAAUUUUUUUUUGUAACUUUUGAAUUUAAUUCAUUUUAAGGCACACCUGUCGUCCAUGUUAAUAUUUUGUGAAGGGGUUUGGCAAAAAAAAAAAAAAAAAAAAAAGGACUAAGCCAUCUUGCAUUUGAGAUUGAAGAGAUUUUUUUUUUAAAUUUGAAUAAAGUUUUUGGGUAGGAUAAACAUUUUUAAUUAUUUUUAUAUAUACUCAACAUUUUUUUUUUUAAGGGUAAAGGAUAUGUGUGCUUUAAAAAGGGAAAAUCUAUAUGAAACUAAAAGAAACCAAAUUUUUAUUUUAUUCUAUGGAACUUUCAAAACAAAUUUCUCAUUUUGGGGAGGUUGAGAUAGAGGUAAAGAAGGAUUCCUUUCACCAUAACAUAGAAAAUAGUGGCCACUUUCUCCCAACCAAGAAACCCUUGACAUAAAACGACAGUUUUGUCUUGUGUAUCACGUUAUGUUUCUCUCUCAUCUAUGUAUUAUAUACGAAACACAUCCCCCUUUUUUUUUUUUUUAAACAAUUAGAGUAACUUGGGUCUUACGGAAAUUUUAUAUCCCUCAGAAUGUAUGAAACAAGGUCCAAUUAAAAGUCUGAAAAACAAGCAUGGAUGUUUAAAACAAAUUCAUGAAAAUGCUUUAGACAAGCAAAGAAUUACAGGGAACCCCCUUUGCCUGUCCCCUGUAUCACAUGAUACACAGAAAAUAUUUCCCCAGCCUCCAUACAUCAUAUAUAUUGAUACACAUUCCUAAUUUCAGAGUAACUUGGGACAUAUGAAAGGAAAGCAUAUAUUUAACUCAGAACCUAUGAAACAAGGGCAUGGAUGUUUGGGGCAAACUUAUGAAAAUGCUUUGGAGACAAAGAGUUAAAUAUCUGAUUUUAGGGUCCUGGGCUUAGCUCUAUCCAGUCAACAAGACUCUGAUUUACAAAAGAAUUGUAAGAAAUAGUGGAACACUUCUUUUUGUUUUUUUUUCAAUAAUACAAUUUAAUAUAAUGUAUGGUGGUAUUAUGGUAGGGAAAAAAAUACAUAGAUUUUAUUUUUGUAUUUCAAUAAAUGCUGUCUCAACUGAA